Molecule: messenger RNA, 3921 nt
Organism: Balaenoptera acutorostrata (minke whale)
Lineage: Eukaryota; Metazoa; Chordata; Mammalia; Artiodactyla; Balaenopteridae
Gene: IFNGR2
Product: interferon gamma receptor 2
Exons: 7
Coding region: 274-1293 (339 amino acids)
Molecular function (GO): protein binding
Source: RefSeq, a predicted model, not a curated record
UCCCCGCGGCGGGCGGGGCGCAGGAGCGCGGCGGCCUCGCGGGGCGGAGCGCGGGCGCCGGGAGGGGCCGGGCUGGGCGCGGCGGCCGAGCAGGGCUCUCCUGCCGCCCGGGACGCGCCGCCGGCGCCGCCGCCGCUCUGGAAGAGGCAGGCCCCAGCGCCCUGCGCUCGCCAUGGCCACCUAGGCGGCGACGUGAGCGGCUUGGCGACCCAGCGCCGGGGCCGGGCCGCGCCCAGAGCGCCGCCGAGCCCGCGGCGCCCAGAGCCCCGGGCCAUGCGGCCGCCGCCUCUGUUACUGCUGCUGCUGCUCAGUGGCUGCGACGCAGCGGCGCCCCCGGCAGACACCCUCUUCCAGCUGCCUGCUCCUCGAAACCUGAAGGUUCACCUGUACAACGCCCAGCAGGCUCUGAGCUGGGAGCCCAUGUCCCUGAACAACGACACAAGGCCGGUGGUCUACCAGGUGCAGUAUAAAUACAGCACUAGUAGUACCUGGUAUGACGUCAACAAAAAAGACAGCAGGGUGGACUGUACGAACCUCACCAGGACAGAGUGUAACUUUACCGCAAACAGCCUCUUGGAGGGUUUCCCACGGCAUUUCAACAUCUCUUUACGCGUCCGAGCUAAGCUGGGGGACCUCGUCUCUGCCUGGGUAAAGGCGCCUUGGUUCGAACACUAUCGGAAUGCCACCAUCGGGCCUCCAGAAGACAUCUGGGUGACCCCAGAAGACGGCUCCCUUAUCAUCAGGUUUUCUUCUCCCUUUGAUGUCCCUGCCUCCGUGGCCUUUUUUUUGUAUUAUGUCUACUACUGGGAAAAGGCAGGAAUCAAACAGGUGACACGCCCUUUCAGGAGCAACUUCAUCACGUUGAAUGAUUUAAAACCCUUAAGAGUAUACUGUUUCCAAGUCAAGGCAGAACUGUUUUUGGCAAAAGAAAACAUCUCUAGACCUGGGCAUUUAAGCAACAUAUCUUGCUCCGAAACAACAGUGGAUGCCUCUACCAAGCUUCAACAAGUCAUCCUGAUCUCUAUGGGAACCUUCUUGUUGCUGUCAGUGGUGGUAGGGGCCUGUCUCUUCCUGGUCCUGAAAUACAGAGGCCUGGUUAAAUACUGGUUUCACUCUCCACCAAGCAUCCCAUCACAAAUAGAAGAGUGCCUAGGUGUCUUCAUGAAAAUUCACUGUAUUCCCAGAAGGCUGUCAGUCACAUGCCAAGAAAUACGAUCACAAGACCACAGAAACUGUCGAACAUCUUUCAAAACCAAGAGUGUCCAGGGGCUUCCCUGGUGGCGCAGUGGUUGAGAAUCUGCCUGCCAACGCAGGGGACACGGGUUCGAGCCCUGGUCUGGGAAGAUCCCACAUGCCGCGGAGCAACUAGGCCCGUGAGCCACAACUACUGAGCCUGCGCGUCUGGAGCCUGUGCUCCGCAAUAAGAGAGGCCGCGAUAGUGAGAGGCCCGCGCACCGCGAUGAAGAGUGGCCCCCGCUUGCCGCAACUAGAGAAAGCCCUCGCACAGAAACAAAGACCCAACACAGCCAAAAAUAAAUAAUAAGUAAAUAAUAAAUAAAUUAAAAAAAAAAAAGAGUGUCCAGGCCACAGUGCAAUAAGAGGGAACCCAGGCAGGGCACAGUGGUCUCCCUGAGUUGAGGAAACAGAGUUGAGAGUUCAGGGAGGCCAAGCGGCUGGAGUGUGCAAGGCGGGGUACAGACAGCUAGAGAGGGGGAGCCCAGGAAAUCGGUAGGGGGUUCCCCUUGAGGCUUCUGCCAAGUGCUGACAGCAGAUGCAUGUGAGGAAACUACCCAAGAAAAGGGCAGGAAUCACUGGAAAGAACAAUUCCCAAAGCUCCCACAGGGCUGGGAAGACUUCAGAAUCUCACAGCAGAGUGGAAAACCUCAGACUACAUGGAGAAUCAGGAAGAAUACUUAAAAGUGUACUGCCUUAGUAAGGGGGACAUAUUAAUCCCAGACUAAAGCUGCUUUGGUCCUGCCUAACGGAGCUUAAAAGCAAGAUUCGAAAGGACUGAACUGUUUCCAAGUGACUGAGCUGCAUCCAGAACAAAGUUCAAAAGCAUUUAGAGGAAUACCAAAAAGUCCAGCCCCCAAUCAGCUUCAUGCAAAGAAGCAAACAGGGGAAAAGGGAUCCAGAAUGAAAAAAAUAAAUAGAAAUAAUCAAUAGGAACAGACUAAGAAUUGACACAAUUAGACAAGGACACUGAAAUAGUUAUAAACAUACUUCACAUGUUCAAGAAGGCAGAGGAAAGCAUAAGUAUGUUAGAGAGAGAUGUGGAAAUUGUUAAAAAAAAAUCAAGCUAAUAGAGAUGAAAACUACAAUGUCUAAGAUGAAAAACAUACUGGAUGGGAGUAAUAGCAGAUUAGACAUGACAGAGGUAGAGAUUAGUGAACUUAAAGAUAUAACAACCUUUAACUAUCCCAAAUGAAAUACAGAGAGAAAACAAGAAAAGAGAAUACUUGAUGGAGCGAUGGGGUAAGAGUAGGGGUGGAGAGGUAGGGCAAAAAAAAGCAUGAAAAGAACUAAGCACCAGUGAGCUCUGGGAUGACUUCCCACAGCCUAAUAUACAUGUAAUUGGAAGCCAGAAGGGCAGGGUGGACAGAAAAAAUUAUUUGAAGAAAUAAUGUCUGAAAAGAUUCCCAAUUUGAUGAAAACUAUAAAUCCACAGAUCCAAGAAACUCAAUGAACCCCAAACAGAAGAAAUAUGAAGAAAACUACACCACAGCACAUCAUAAUCAAAUUGCUUAAAAUCAAUGACAAAAACAAACUUCUUCAAGGCUUAGAUUUUAAUGCUUUUGUGAGAGGGGUAUGGGGUAAGGGAUGUAAUUUUAUAAAUGAUGCCUAAAAUACCUAUCUUUACACUAAAAGACAUUUCAUUCUGAAAAGCAAAGGCUACAGGGCUUCAUUUUGGAAACUUUUUAGAAGAUUGCCCCUAAAAAAUACUUUUGAUAUUCUUUUAUUUUUAUACUUACUUUAAGUUAUCUUAAAAACUUAAUACAAAAUCCAAUUCACCAACCAGGUUUUGUAUACGAUAUGCAUAGUAUGUAUUAAUUCUAAUUUCUUUUUUUCUUAUUUUAUUAAAGGUACAUGAUAUGGUUUCUUAACAAAACACAGGCUAUGGAAGCAGCAGUCUGGGUUCAAAUUCCCAUUCUGCAUUUGCUAGUUAAGCGGCCUUAAGUAAGCUCUGAGUCUUAUUUCCUCAUCUAUAAAAUGGGAGCGCCACUUGUUUUACAUACUUAAGAUAAUUAAGUGGGAAUUUAGAAGGUAACAUAUAUAAAGCAUCUAGCUGAGGUCUUGGCACAUAGCAGGGCCCCUAAUUAAAUGGCUUGUGUACACUUUUAUGCAAUAGUAGAAUUUUCACCUUUUAAAAGAAGUUCUAUACACUGUAACUAAUCCAAGAGAUUUAUACAUAUUCCAGUGCCUAUGCUGCUCUUAUAAUAAAGAUGAUGUUUCUGUAAAUGUUAUAGGUGUAUAGUUAAAAAAUUAGGCAACUUACCUAAAAAAUAUAAGGGCAUUUUGAAAAAACACAGCUAGUCCUGGAUAAACAUCAGUAUCUGCACACACAAAGUAAAACAGAUCAGAUAAUUACAAAAGGCAAAUGGCCGUAACAAAGUACUCAUGCCACUCAUAAUGACAUGCUCUGUAUAUUAUAAAACACUACUAUUAUUCAUUAACUCUAAAAAAUCCACAAUGAAAUUGAAGUAAGAAAAUGAUAAUCUCCUUCUCCCAAAACAAAGGAUUACUCUCACUCUGGAUAAAAGACAAUGAAAUUAUUAGGUUUUCUUUCUGUCUAAAGCAGUUGCUAUGGUUCUAGCUGUAUCGGAACUGCCAAGGAAGCAGCAGCUUAUCCCUUCACUUCCUAUGGCCAAUACAGAAACACACAAUGUUAGAAAGAUACAAAUUAAAUUGUUGAUGAUGUAA